AGAACAGCAGUUUUUUUUUCUCUCCAGCUUUUCUCUUUCUAUGUAACUUCCGUGUGUUUAGCAACAGCGGGUCUGCAGAGGUUAAAGCCAACAUGAGCGUCCUGUUUCAGCGCUGCUGGCUGGUUCGGAGUAAAGCCGUACCGAACCGAGCCGUCAGGCUGGCUCACAGCUUCAUUCAAAGGGAAACUGGACUGAACCGGACGCUUUCAUCGCGAGCAGAUCUCGUCCACCUGGUGAGUGUCAGUCGGUGGCAAACCUACAGAAGAACACAAUGGCUCAAGUUUCAUGGAUCGAGAUCAUUUUCCUCGAUGCCUCCACCCUCAUCAUCAUCAGGCGAGAAGACUAAGAAAUCAGGGCCUGUGACGUGGAAAUCAUUAGCGGUCACUUUCGCCCUUGGAGGUGCUCUGCUGGGAGGGAUGAAAUAUUUCAAGAAAGAAAAAGAGGAAUUGAUUGAGAAAGAGCGGAACAAAUCUAUCGGGCGGCCGGCGCUGGGCGGGCCGUUCUCGCUGGUCGAUCACAACAACAAGCCCACCGAGAGCGAAGACUUCCUCGGCCAAUGGAUCCUCAUCUAUUUCGGCUUCACUCACUGCCCCGACAUCUGCCCAGACGAGAUAGAGAAGAUGAUUGAAGUUGUGGAUGAAAUAGAUAAAAUCAAGGCUCUUCCAAACUUGACGCCCAUAUUGAUCACAAUAGAUCCAGAUAGAGACACUCCAGAGGCCAUGGCUGCUUAUGUGAAAGAGUUUUCUCCAAAGCUGAUUGGUCUGACGGGGACGACGGCCCAGGUGGACGAGGUCUCCAGGGCCUACAGGGUGUACUACAGUCAGGGGCCCAAGGAUGAAGACAACGAUUACAUCGUUGAUCACACCAUCAUCAUGUACCUCGUUGGACCCGAUGGAGAGUUUGUUGAUUAUUUUGGACAGAAUAAACGGAGUGUGGAGAUCAUCAGCUCCAUAGCGGCUCACAUGAGGAAGUUUAAGAAGGGCAAUUGAUGGUGCAGCCCAUUAAAGCCCACCAUGGACUUGAAAGUUUGUCUUCAGGGGUUUAACUGCUGCUGUCUUAUCAUUUUUACUUUAUAUACAUCCAUAAAUGUAUAAAGACUAUUUCUUUUCACUAA
Messenger RNA from Cyprinodon tularosa, 1114 nucleotides. It is a transcript of the gene sco1, whose product is annotated as protein SCO1 homolog, mitochondrial. Lineage: Eukaryota; Metazoa; Chordata; Actinopteri; Cyprinodontiformes; Cyprinodontidae. The coding region runs from base 93 to 989 and encodes 298 amino acids. Gene Ontology annotation, biological process: intracellular copper ion homeostasis; mitochondrial respiratory chain complex IV assembly. Gene Ontology annotation, molecular function: copper chaperone activity; copper ion binding. Gene Ontology annotation, cellular component: mitochondrial inner membrane. The transcript has 7 exons. The record is from RefSeq and is a predicted model, not a curated record.